Rotaria sp. Silwood1 is the source of this 912-nucleotide messenger RNA. The record is from the annotation of a GenBank genome assembly. NCBI's taxonomy places the organism in Eukaryota, Metazoa, Rotifera, Eurotatoria, Philodinida, Philodinidae.
AUGCCUAAUAUUCCUGCUAAUGCACGAUGGGCACAGAAUGGUGUGACUGUUGCUGGAGGCAACGAUUUAGGCAGUGCUAACAAUCAACUCUACGAGCCUCACGGUCUAUGCAUUGAUGAUGACCAAACAGUUAUUAUUGCUGACUACGGAAACAAUCGUAUCAUCGAAACGAAGAAAGGUGAUCCGAAUGGACGUAUCGUUGCUGGUGGUAAGAGUCGAGGAAAGGAUUUAGAUCAAUUGUCUUUUCCAACCGAUGUAUUAAUCGACAAAAAGACAGAUAGUCUUAUUAUUUGUGAUAACGGGAAUCAACGAGUUGUACGAUGGUCUCGUCGUAGUGGCACAUCACAAGGAGAAAUCCUCAUUGACAACAGCGAUUGCUAUGGAUUAGCUAUGGAUGAUGAACGAUAUCUCUACGUGUCUGACUCAGAAAAACAUGAAAUUAGACGAUAUCAAAUGGAUAACAACACUGUCGUUCGCGUAGCUGGUGGCAAUGGCCCUGGUGCUGAUCUUAAUCAACUCAACGGACCAACUUAUCUCUUUGUCGAUCGACAACAGAAUAUCUAUGUGUCAGACAACAGGAAUUUUCGUGUAAUGAAAUGGAAUAAAGAUGCAACGAACGGGACUAUCGUUGCCUGUGGACAAGGCUUCAGAAAUGGUCUGACACAAUUGUUGUAUCCUAAUGGACUGUUUGUCGAUGCGUUGGGUAUUCUCUAUGUGGCAGACUCAAGGAAUGAUCGAGUGAUGCGUUGGCCUCAAGAAGCGAUACAAGGCACUGUGAUUGUGGGUGGAAAUGGUGAAGGAGAAGACACAAAUCAGUUGUACCAUCCGAUCAGUUUAUCCUUCGAUCGACAUGGCAAUCUUUAUGUCUCCGACACGAACAAUCACCGUAUUCAACAAUUUCCUAUCGAAUAA